GUCUCUCGGAAAUUUGGAAGCUCCCGAAAUUAAGGCGAAAAGCCCGUCAAGAAAUGCGGAUUAAUUGCUGAAAACUGUUUAAAAAUGUGCACAAGUGCCCAUUCGCUCGAGAGACGUGAUCGCAAGCACUAAAAGUCGAUAUAAUUCACUUGAAUGGAUAUCAAAAGUUUCGGAAAAGAUAUUUAGUAAUAUCAAAAACAUUCAAUUCAAAAAGAUAAAAGUGAAGAAGUAAACAUGACAAAAACGACAAUUAUAACACAGUGAAUGACGAAGAAACAUAUGUAUUUCUGAGUUGGCAUAACAAAAAAACAAAAGUAGAAUUUUUUUUAAAAAUAAAACGUUUAAAGCUGAAAUAACUAUAAAAUGAAAGUCUAAUGUGCAAUACGAAGGUUCGAUUUAGACAAUAUUUAUCGCUAAAAAUAUAUCAAGUAGAAAAGUGCAAACAGUUUUAUAUAAAAAAUUGAUUAACGAACAAAAGAAACAAGGAAUUUUUACUCUGGAAAUCAGAUAUAUUUAAGGCAAGAAAAGUUAUUUGAAUAAAAUCGGAGAUGCAACAUUACAACUCUCUUUCGAGAGGCGCUAGCAUAAAUAGUGAUAACCCAUCGAACGCAUACCAUCAUAAUAAUCAUCAUAGUAAUGGACAUAAUGCAGAACACUCACCUCAGUCUUCGCAUUUGUCAGUACACACGGAAGAUAGUUUGAUUGCACGUGCUGCAAAACAUCAGACAACACAACAGGUGACAACUGUAACGAAAGUUGUACGCGAAGUUAAACACAUUGGUCCUGAUGGUCAACCAUUAGAUUACGUAGCAAUGCCAUUAGAUGUUGGUCCUGAUGGACAACCGCUCGAUUAUGUUUCGAUGCCGUUAGGAGUUUAUCCAACUCCGCGAUCUGCACAGUAUUUGAAUUAUAAUCAUAUGGAUAAUCAAGCGAGUGGCGGACAAAUGUAUGUUCAUAGCGGAGGAUUGCCCGACACAGGACAAUAUCAUGCACAUUAUCAGGAUUAUGAACACUAUCCCCCGUCAGCGCAAUACGCAAAUUCGGGUUAUGCGCCAUCAGCAAGUGGCGUUCCUGUUUCAGGGCAAUCGUAUUUAGGUGAAUAUGGAAUGAAUGAACAUCGAUCGGGAACUCCGCCAUCUCCGAGUGAACAAAGUGCUUCACCAUUGCCGUUAAAUGCUGUUGCGCAACCUCCAGUUGCUUAUAUGCAAGGCCCAUAUGAUGAAAUGCCCGAUUAUCGUGUUACGCCUUCGCCCGGAGGAACUCUUGAUCCACGAUUUGCCGAAGAUCCGUCAGCUCUUGUUUAUGGAUAUGUUUCUACAUCACCUUACGGAACAACAGGAGCAGUAUCGGGAAGGAUGUUCGAGGACGAAGAAGAAUUGCAAAAACACAUGUCAAAUUUGACAAUGCAUAAUCACGCAAUGUUAGGACAUGGAAUGCAAUCUCCGGGAGGUGCCGUUGACGAUGAUGGUCGAGCAAUGCGAUGGCGUGAUCCAAAUUUGACGGAAGUCAUUAGUUUUCUAAAUAAUCCAAAUAAUGUGGUGAAGGCAAACGCAGCAGCUUACCUUCAGCAUUUGUGUUACAUGGAUGAUCCAAAUAAACAAAGAACACGAACACUUGGAGGCAUUCCCCCAUUAGUCAAGCUAUUGGCUAGCGAAAGUCCUGAUGUUUUUCGAAAUGCAUGCGGAGCUUUGCGAAAUUUAUCAUAUGGUCGACAAAAUGAUGAAAACAAAAGAGCGAUCAAGAAUGCUGGCGGAAUUCCAUCACUUAUUAACUUAUUAAGGCGUGCACAAGAGGCUGAUGUCAAAGAAUUAGUUACCGGAGUCAUUUGGAAUAUGUCUUCGUGUGAAGACCUUAAACGAUCAAUUAUCGACGAUGGUAUCCAAGUAAUUGUUUCAUAUAUUAUUAUACCACAUUCUGGCUGGGAUCCAAAUAAUCCGGGUGAUACAUGUUGGAGUACUGUAUUUCGAAAUGCCUCAGGUGUAUUACGAAACGUUAGUUCCGCAGGAGAAUAUGCACGUACUAAAUUGAGGGAAUGUGAUGGACUUGUUGAUGCAUUACUUUAUGUUGUACGAACAGCGAUCGAAAAGUCAAACAUAGGGAAUAAAAUUGUUGAAAAUUGCGUUUGUAUACUGAGAAAUCUAUCAUAUAGAUGUCAGGAAGUAGAAGACCCUAAUUACGAUAAGCAUCCGCUUCCAACGCAAACACGAUCUACAGCAACGGGUAAAAGUGAAAAUUUGGGCUGUUUUGGGGGCAGUAAAAAGAAAAAAGAAUCGGGAGAUCCAAAAGAUAACCCUUCAACGAGUGGAAAUGCAAGUAGCGGCUUAAGCGGAGGAAGCGGAAAUGCUUCAAGAAGCUCAAUUCAACGAAAUGAGCCAGCAAAGGGAUAUGAGCUUUUGUGGCAGCCCGAAGUAGUGCAAUCGUAUCUUGCGCUGUUACAGAGUUGUUCGAAUCCUGAAACAUUGGAGGCGGCUGCAGGCGCCCUUCAAAAUUUGGCUGCGUGCUAUUGGCAACCAAGUAUCGAGAUUCGCGCAGCUGUGAGAAAAGAAAAGGGACUCCCAAUUUUAGUUGAAUUACUACGUAUGGAAGUUGAUCGUGUUGUGUGUGCUGUUGCAACAGCUUUACGCAAUCUUGCCAUCGACCAAAGGAACAAAGAGUUGAUCGGCAAAUAUGCGAUGCGAGACUUAGUUCAGAAAUUGCCUUCAGGCAAUCCACAACAUGAUCAAGGCACAUCGGAUGACACAAUUGCUGCUGUGCUUGCAACUCUCAAUGAAGUUAUUAAAAAGAAUGCCGAAUUCUCGCGAUCUCUUCUUGAUGCUGGAGGUGUUGAACGUUUAAUGAAUGUUACACGACAACGGCAAAAGUACACACCACGCGUAUUAAAAUUUGCAGGACAAGUGCUAUUUACGAUGUGGCAACAUCAGGAAUUGAGAGAUGUUUAUAAAAAGCACAAUUGGAAAGAAUCAGAUUUUGUGACAAAGACUGUUGCAGCGAGAAACGCAGCUCCAAACUCGCCCAACAAUGCAAAUAGUACGUUGAACCGUCCAAUGGCUUCACAAGGAGGUACAAGAUAUGAAGAUCGUACAAUAAAACGACAAACUGGUAAUGGAGGAGCACAAACUCAAGGAAACAAUAUGAAUAAUGUGGGCGGAGGACAACCAAUGCUUUACCAAAGGGGUGCUGAAAUUCCAAUUGGAGAUACUUACCCAACUCAAAUGCAAGGAAAUGGCCCAAAUCAUCCUCCGGGUAGCGGUACAAUGAUGAUGGCAAUGAAUGGCGAGCCGUUGUACGCUCAAGUAAAUCGAGAAAGUAAAAGGACACGAGCUCGUACAACAUCAACAACAACAUCCAUUGGAAAUGGUAGUAUCAAUACAAGUAUUUCAUUAUCAUCAAACAAUGGUGGACAACACAACUAUGCGGAAGCAAAAAGUUUAAUAUCUCCCAAUCCUAAAAAUACCAAAGGACAUGUAAUUAUAGAUGAACGUCUUACAAAAACCAGCAGUAAUGCAUGGAUAUAAAGUUUGAAUUUCAUAUAAAAACUUGAAAUGAAAUAUUAACGUACUACUCUGCAAAAAUAAAAGAAUAUCUUGAUUAACUUGCUUACACAAUUUUUCAAAAUGAAAUCUAUGUUUUUAAAAUAUUUCAUUAAUAUUUUUUUUUAGUUUAAUAACAUUUCCAUAUUGAUACAUAAUAUUCCAAAGGUCAUGAAGUCAUGACAUAUUAGUUAAAAAAAAACAGUCAUAAUAAUUAUUGAAAGCAAUUUAUUUUUAAUUAUUUACAUAAUGCAUAAAAUAAAG
Molecule: messenger RNA, 3794 nt
Organism: Culicoides brevitarsis
Lineage: Eukaryota; Metazoa; Arthropoda; Insecta; Diptera; Ceratopogonidae
Gene: p120ctn
Product: splicing regulator ARVCF
Exons: 9
Coding region: 549-3515 (988 amino acids)
Biological process (GO): cell-cell junction assembly; cell-cell adhesion
Cellular component (GO): plasma membrane; adherens junction; nucleus
Molecular function (GO): cadherin binding
Source: RefSeq, a predicted model, not a curated record